AUGGGCCUUUCUUUGUGGCUCGUUCCUGAUAAAAAGAACGCAGAAGGGCUUAUAACCAUCAUGAAUGCCGUCGAGAACAACGGAUCACUUUCUCCUGCCUCGUAUCCGAAGUUCUACCCUCACAUUACGCUCGCAAGCUUUCCAUCAACCAUGGCAAGGUGUCUGGAAACGAUAGGGACAUCCAUCCCAACCCUAGGAACACCCCUGCGAUGUCAUUUCGCCUCGGUCCACGUAGGGUCGCACUACUUCAGAUCGGUCUACAUCGCAAUCAAGCCAACGUUAGAAAUCGUUGACCUACGUAGGCGUGUACAUGCAGCGUUGGGCGUCGAGCCGAGGACGCCGUCCUUUCCACACCUGUCACUCUGCUAUAUUGACGAUGCUGACGCGGAGAAAGGGGAGAGAGAAGCCUUCUAUAAGGUCCUCAGAGAAGGCGGAAAUUUCAAGAAAGAAAUAGGAUGCGAUGGGAAGGACACUGGUGUCAGUCUAAAUCUCUCUUUCGAUCCAGAAGUGGAGAAUUGGUCGGCCUGCGUGGAUGUUUCUGAGGUAUGGGUAGCGCAAUGUGAAGGUCCGGUGGAGGGAUGGACGGUUCUAGGGAAGUACCCUUUGGCAGAAUGA
This is a messenger RNA of Cyclocybe aegerita, 615 nucleotides long. NCBI's taxonomy places the organism in Eukaryota, Fungi, Basidiomycota, Agaricomycetes, Agaricales, Hemipholiotaceae. The record is from the annotation of a GenBank genome assembly.